UCGAUUCAGGCUGUCGGUUCGGUUUUGCUUUGAUUGCCUAGAGAAAAAUCUAAUCAUAUCCGAGAGCCAGGUUCAAGUUCUGCUCGUCGACCUCCAAAUGCCGCUACUCAACACAGGCCAAUCGACAGUCCGACACGCAGCACGAUGGGCGGCGCGCUAGACGAUCGCUAGGCCUAACGCUCGAACGGACUCUGACGGCCGCGCCAGGCGCAGCUGGGUCUACUGACAUCAUUUUGUCUGGAGCACAGCAAAAGCAUUGUACUGGGCAGGUGCGACGAAAUACGGAGGUAAGCAAACUGGGCACUGUGUAAAAAAAGGACCCCGAGCAAGAUACGCGUAUCUAAAGCGAGACCGGAUUCUAUCAAGAGUGCCAGUUGCCCAGCAGGUCAGGACAAGACAGUGUUUAAAUUCCUACACCUGUUAUGGCUAUGAGGUCUCAGUGCUAAAUAUAAACGCUGAGAACGAACAUCAAGGGUGCGAUUGAUCAGAACCCUACCAUAGGGGCGGCGACGUAUAGAACAUAUAAAGACAGGAACCCGAUUGACCAAACUGACCCGCGCAGAUCGAAGGCUCUGCAGAGACCGAUUUCGUGCAGCCACGGCUGCUAGCCUGACACUGAACGACACGCAAGGAGCACCGCAAGGAACGCGUCAUGGCCCAGAACGCAGCGGACCAGGAAGAAGGCAGCUCGGCCAGCGAAACCGAGCUCGAGUUCGUCACCGCCGACUUCGCUGAACUCUGCAUGGUCGGCUUCGGGCUCGUCUCCCUCGUAGCCCUGGUGGCCGGGCUCGCCUGGUAUCUGAUCUUCUACGUUCCCGCCGAGGACGCCGGCGGUCGGCGGGGAGUCAACUACACGCGGCUGCUCGAGGAGUCCAUCACUCGGUCCGUGGCGCCGUGCGACAAUUUCUACCGGUUCGUUUGCACCGGCUGGAUUCGAGACCACAGCAGGGGCCAGCACCGCAGCGUCGCCGACUCGGUGCAGCGCGAAGCGCUGCUUGACGCCAGAGACGCGUUCGUAGAGGCCGCCAGGAAUCAUCGGCGACGACGAUCGACCGGUAGAACCUCAUCGCGCGAGGUCUCCUCGGAAAUAGAGAAUACCGAUGAGACGCGCCGAAACGUGGAAGGUCGUCUUCUACAAGACCACCGCCACCACCGGAUGCCACCGACGUCGUCGUCUGCGCAGCAGAAGACGCCGAUGAGGGGCUCAGCUGUUCUCAAAGCGGCGUCCCUGUUCGAGUCGUGCAAGGAAUUGGUGGCCAAGAAGAAGUCCGAGACGAUGAAGUUGGCCGAGUUCAUGAAAACCUACACCAAGUUUCCCGCUGUCGAACCGCAGGACGCGGCCGAUGCCGUGGCCGCGACCAUCGAGCUUUCGCUCACCUGGCGCAUCGACACGAUGUUCAUCGUGAACGUCUUCGCCGACCUGGACGAAGGCGGUCGACCCACUGUCGAGAUCGCCGAAAACGUCGAGCUGUUCCAGUGGCUCCGCCGGCGCAACGUGCUCAAGGACUCGGGAAAGCUGGAGGAGUUCUUCCUCAGCCACCUCCAGGCGCUUCCGGGCUUCCGGUCUUCGCGGGACGAGUACCUAUUGACCGACAUAGCCGACGCCGACUCGCAGGUCAUUCCUUCGCUGCGGACGGACGAAGUGCUGCCGGACGACCCCACGUACCGUAACCUGUCGGAACUGAUACCUGGCGUCGCAGGCCAGACGUGGGUCGACGAAAUCAACAGGCAGACGGAGCCGUACUUCAAGGUGGAGGCCGAUCAUAGGCUCAGGCUGGAAAACGUCCACUACCUGCACCAAGUCGGCAGAAUCCUCAACUACAGGGGAAAGCCGCUGCUCGUGCCCAUGUUCGUCGGCUGGACUGUGCUUCGCCAGCUCGCUCCGCGCGCGUCCUACAAGGCGGCCACCUUCUUCCACAAGGACAGUUACGUCGACGCCUGUUUCAGUUACGUGGCCGAAGCGAUGCCCCUGGCGACCAGCUAUCCUUACUUGAGCAAGCUACCCACGGCCCGGAUGGAGGCGGUCGCCAGGACCAUGGUCAAGGACGUCAGGCGCGAGCUCGCGGCCAUCUUCGUCAACGUCCCCUGGAUGGACAACGUUACGCGCGCCGCGGCCGGCGACAAGCUGGCCGCCAUGGCCGAGGUCCUAGUCAAGCCGGCGUUCCUCGUCGACGAAGGCGCGCUAGACCAGCACUACGCCAACUUCUCGACUCACGGCGACUACCUGACGGCGUCGCUGCAGACCGCCAGGUCCUCGACCAGGCUCGUCAUGGCGACGCUGUCCUCGUACCGAGACGGCGGCGGGAACAGCGUCGGCAUCGAGGAACUCGGAUUCCCGCCACUGACGGUGAACGCCCUGUACGACAGGGCGCUGAAUGCCAUGGUCAUUCCGGCCGGCAUCAUGAGGCCUCCGUACCUGGAUGACGGCACGUGGACGGCUUUCAACUACGCGGGUCUCGGUGCGGUGGUGGGCCACGAGGUGAUGCACGGCUUCGACGCGCACGGCAGAGAGAGGGAUGCCAGCGGGGCGCUCCGGGACUGGUGGUCCGCCGACGUCCGCAAACGUUACGAGGACAAGGUGGCGUGCCUCCGGCGGGCCUACGACGUCGGCAGGUCGCGAGAGGCGCCGAAUUCGGCCGCUUUCGAAGACGAGGACGUCGCUGACUUCACAUCGCUCCGCGUCGUCCUGGGCGCCUACAGGCGUCGGGCGUUCCUCCAGCAGCGCGGGGUGUGGACGCCGGCGUCUUUCCUAGAGUACUCGGGCGAGCAGCUCUUCUACCUCAACUACUGCUUCAGGUUGUGCUCCGCAGAUCAAGACCGCGACCUGCUCGAGAGUCCGCGCGCGGAUUUCGCAACGGACGAAGACCGGUGCAACAUACCGCUGCGCCACCUGCAGGAGUUCGCAGACGCAUUCCGGUGCGCCAAGGGGGACCCCAUGGUGGCCGUGGACAAAUGUUCCUUCUGGGACCUGCCCGUGGAACAGUUCCGCAUGAACGAAGAUGCGAUGGCCGAGUCCCCGUGACAACGCUGGGGUAGCGUUAUCUCACUGGGGAACUGAUAAUUGCAAAACUAUACGCGA
This is a messenger RNA of Dermacentor silvarum, 3079 nucleotides long. RefSeq names its product neprilysin-1. Bases 653 to 3022 code for a protein of 789 amino acids. NCBI's taxonomy places the organism in Eukaryota, Metazoa, Arthropoda, Arachnida, Ixodida, Ixodidae. The transcript has a single exon. Gene Ontology annotation, molecular function: metalloendopeptidase activity. Gene Ontology annotation, cellular component: plasma membrane. Gene Ontology annotation, biological process: protein processing. The record is from RefSeq and is a predicted model, not a curated record.